Paramuricea clavata is the source of this 930-nucleotide messenger RNA. The record is from the annotation of a GenBank genome assembly. NCBI's taxonomy places the organism in Eukaryota, Metazoa, Cnidaria, Anthozoa, Malacalcyonacea, Plexauridae.
CUGGUUGACCAAGGCGAAGACGAAGGCCACACUGACGGCGGCAGAAGUCGUUCAAACUCGCGAGAGCCAAGGAGUCGGCGAGAUUCUCGGUCACACGACAGAAGUAGGCAUAGGCAUAGCCACACUAGUUCUCGCCGUAGCGAGAUUAGUUCUCGCCGUAGAGUGAGCCGAAACGAGGAACGUGGCAGUAGUCGAAGGCAUAGUUCUCGCUCGAAAGACAGCGUAGAAAGGGCUCGAAGUAAGUCAGAAGAGCCACCGGUGUGGGCCAAAGAGAUUCUCGAGAACCAGCAGAAAACAGCGCAGGAUCUGUUGCGUUUGAAAACGGAGAUUUCCACGGCGAAGUUGAAAGUGUCGAAUUCCACAGCAGUUCCAAAGGUCGCUGAACCGGAAUUUCGAUAUCAAGGGAACAAAAAACAGUACGAACUAAACAAGAACGUCCUUGCGCAUGUAGAUCGAGCACUCACAAGUCAUGAUAUGGGGGAAAUAUCCGUAGAAUUAUCCCAAGGUAAGAGAAUUCUUGAGGAACGGAAUAAACAUAUUUUGCUGGCGGAAAAAUACGGGUGGGACACAGUUCAUUGUUACACGGCUGAGCCCCUCGCUAGUGACUCGGAGGAUGAAAAGCGAAUCAAACGGGCUGUAAAAGAGGGCAAGCAGUUGAAAAACGAGAAAGCAGCCGAGGCGGUACGGUUCAAACCAAAUAAGCAAAUACGCGCUCCGGAAAGGCGCAGUUUUGGAGGCGACAUGAGGGCAUCAUAUUCGCAGUCUUCACGUGACAACCGCAUGAGCGCUAUGACGUGUUUUCGUUGCUUCAAGCCAGGUCACCUCGCGAGAGAGUGUCGGACAGCAAACGCCCGAUUCGUUAUUGGUAGUACACCCCAAGCUAACCAAAACGAUAACUGGAAAAAACUUGUGGUGAUGAACCCGAAGUAA